This is a messenger RNA of Emericellopsis atlantica, 333 nucleotides long. Its product is annotated as replication factor A protein 3. Gene Ontology annotation, cellular component: DNA replication factor A complex; nucleus; site of double-strand break. Gene Ontology annotation, biological process: nucleotide-excision repair; mismatch repair; base-excision repair. Bases 1 to 333 code for a protein of 110 amino acids. Lineage: Eukaryota; Fungi; Ascomycota; Sordariomycetes; Hypocreales; Bionectriaceae. Gene Ontology annotation, molecular function: single-stranded DNA binding; damaged DNA binding. The transcript has a single exon. The record is from RefSeq and is a predicted model, not a curated record.
AUGAGCGACCAGAUCGAGGCACCACGUGUCACAGCUCGUCUGUUGGACAAUUUCAUUGGGCGUCAUGUCCGCAUCGUCGGGCAAGUGAUAGAGUUACGCGGUGACCAGGCAGUGAUCAACUCAGAUGGGGCCGUGACCAUCCUGCUGAAUCGCGACGCUCACCUCUCACAGAACGGAGGCGCGCAGAUCAUUGGCAAAGUGAACCCUGAUCUCUCCAUCAAAGCUCUCAACUCCGUCAACCUGGGGGACAACGUUGAUUACAAGCUGUAUGGCAUGGUUGUCGAGGUCACGCACAAGUUCCCCCAGAUUUUCCUCACGGGCACUUCGCAAUGA